CCUCCUCCUCCUCUUCCUCCUCCUCCUCCGGGAGGGAACCUUCCUAUCUCGCAUGCCGGGCGGCAGAGACAGCAGCAGCAGCACCUCUUCUAUCCAACCGAGGGGACGAAGUUGGAAACAGCAGACCUCAGGGGGCAACGGCUUUACCGCCGCCGCCGCGAAACAUGCGGGCGUCUCCCCAGUUGCCUCGCUGUGGGCGCCAGACGAGAGGCGGGCAGCAGCCGAAGCCGCGCGUGUGAGCGAGCGGGGAGCUCCUCUCCUCUCACAAGGAUGCUGGGGGACGAUGCCUCGUGGCAGGGAGGACGAGAUUUGCCGGAAAGCGCUGAAACUGCUGGUCGAGCUCUGCUCCGAGGGGACGGUCGAGAACGACAGGUGCCUGGAGUUCAGCUACUAUCUGCGGGACAGCGGCAGACCCCGGCCGGCCGACGCAGAUAUCACAGUAAGUUUGCUGUCCUUGGUGGUCACCGCAUGUGGACUUGCUUUGUUUGGGGUAUCUCUGUUUGUGUCCUGGAAGCUUUGUUGGGUUCCAUGGCGAGAGCGUGGCCUGCUAGGCAACAAAGACAAGCAGGAAUCCUUGAACCUCACAGACACAGAGACCAAUGACCAAGACUAUAGUGAGGAAUUCCUGGGACAGCCGACUACCUACCCUGACUCCUCCAUGAAAAUUAGCCACACUUCUCCAGACAUUCCAUUGGACGCUAAGGCAGGGACCAAGGAGAACUGCAUACACAAUGUUCGGAUGCAUCGACAAAUCACAGAACCAACACCUUCUGCUCGGUCAGUACUCUGA
Messenger RNA from Thamnophis sirtalis, 790 nucleotides. Lineage: Eukaryota; Metazoa; Chordata; Lepidosauria; Squamata; Natricidae. The record is from RefSeq and is a predicted model, not a curated record.